Molecule: messenger RNA, 6597 nt
Organism: Mesorhabditis spiculigera
Lineage: Eukaryota; Metazoa; Nematoda; Chromadorea; Rhabditida; Rhabditidae
Source: the annotation of a GenBank genome assembly
AUGCGCAUAUUGGCGCUGCUGGUGGCGGCUGCCAUCGCCGUCCCCGCACUAUCCAGUGAUGUUGACCCCUGCAAGCGGCAACCCUUCCGAGGCCGAUGCCCCUCAAAGGACGGCGCCUCGCAGACGAGAUCCCAGUUCGUUUUGCGGUACUACAUGCGUGAUUUCGAAUGCGUAUCCUAUCCAUACGGCCACUGCGCUAACGACGAUUCGGAGCCGCGGCUUUUCCGUUACAAGGAGGAAUGCGAGGAUGCUUGCCUGAGCGGACCCGGAAAUCUGGGAACCCCGAAGGAGACCAAAUCUUCGGAAGCCCCGGAAACGACCAGCUCGACGACGCCGACCACGACGACCACCACGGAAUCCGAGUCAGAAUCCGAGGAAUCCAACGAAUCGACUGAAGCACCCCGAACUGAAUGCGAGCGUCGUCGUGCCGCGUCUGGAAGCGGAGGCCUUGUCCGCGGUGGCUGGAUCCCAGAAUGUUCUCCAGAAGAUGGAUCUUUCGAAAAGAUGCAAUGCGAACCGAAUGGCCACUCGUGCUUUUGUGUCGAUCAUCGGGGAAUCGAGCUGCCGAACUCGCGGAUGCGCAGCGGAAAGCCCGACUGCGAGAGCAUCGCCACAGCCGGCGCUCCACGCACCAAUGAAUGCCAGGGCGGUCCCGUGCCUGGCCCGUGCUCCACCUCACUACAAAGGUGGUACUACGACGAGUCGGCGAAGAAGUGCAAGACGUUCCAUUAUUCGGGAUGCGGCGGAAAUGGAAAUAACUACGCGACGGAACACGCGUGCCACGAUCGCUGUGCCCCCGUUGCCCAAGUGGCCCCGAAAUGCGAGAGAGGCGAGCCUUUGAAAACCGUGACUGGCGCGCCGAUCAACUGCGCGAAGCGCGAUUGCCCCUCCGGCUACGAGUGCUCCACCGUACAGGGAAGCGCCGUCUGCUGCCCACAGAACGACAAGACUGUGGGAGCCCUGGAUUCUGGACGACCGGCCGUCGGCGGUGACGUCUGCCAGAUGCCAAAGGAGCGAGGACCCUGCGAUCACUACGAGCUACGUUUCUACUACAACCCCGACAACAAGGAGUGCAAAUACUUCUUCUACGGCGGUUGCGAGGGAAAUGGCAACAAUUUCGAGAAGGUCGAGGACUGCGAGCAGCGAUGCAAUGUUACACGCGCGCCCCGUUUCGGCCACAUCUCGCACCCGCUGAACGCCAACCAGCCUCUGGGUACGGUACCCGGAAUCCGUGUCACUACCACUACUGCUACGACUACGCGACGCUCCGCCACUACCACCACCGCCAAGCCCACUACGGCCGCUAGGACGAGUACCCACCCGCCGACGACCACGACGAAGGCGGCGCCCCUUCAGAAGCUGUUCACCCUCAAGCCCGAGAUGCCCGACGCCGAUUUGGCUCUGCUCGAAGUGAACCGUUGCAAGCACCCGCGCGACGUCGGAACGUGCCGCGGCCAAUUUGUCCGCUGGUUCUUCAACACGGAAAGUCUGGAAUGCGAGGUAUUCACCUACUCUGGAUGUGCCGGAAAUGGCAAUAACUUUGCUACGCGUGAAGAGUGCGCACUGACCUGCUCGCGUCUGGCCCCUACUACCGCCCAGCCGCUGCCUGAUACCGUACCCCCAGAGGUGGCCAACGUGUGUCUGCAUGACGUUGAUGCCGGCGAGUGCAAUGGUGUUUUCAAGCGCUUCGCCUUCGACGGUGAGACCGAGAACUGCCGUCCUUUUACCUACGGUGGAUGUGGAGGCAAUGGAAACAACUUUGCCACCAUCGACGAGUGCGAGCAAAAGUGUCACGGAGUUAAGCUGCCCAAGGGUGUCGAGCCCUCAAAGGUGCACACCGGAGUGACGACUGAUGCCCCAAUUCCGCCUACCAUUAAUGUGUGCGAUCAUCCGGUUGAUAAGGGACCUUGCGCCGGGACCUUCCAGCGUUUCGCCUUCGACCAGCUGACCGGUGACUGUCUACAGUUCACGUACGGAGGAUGUGGAGCCCCCAUCCCAAUCAGUGCCCAGUGCAAGAAGCUGAAGUUUGACAUUGAUGUCAAGCAGUGCACUGUUCCAGAAUCUUUGCUGCGUCACCGAGGCCGAACCACCCCGCCCUCCAUCACCCGAUCACCGCCCGGGCCUCGCGCCAGCUCCAACCACCAAUUUGAGUCGCCGAUGACGAUGACGGAGAAAUGCCUGCAGCCGGUCGACCCGGGACCGUGCAGCCACUUUGUCGAUCGGUACUUCUUCGACCCGGCCGACGGACAGUGCCAUCCAUUUAAGUACGGAGGCUGCGCCGGCAACCGUAACCACUUCUUCACGCUCCGCGAGUGCGAGAUCCACUGCGCCCGGUUUAGCCGUUUUGUUGCACCCACCUCUGUCGAGCAGCCAUCCGCAUCCACUCCACUCGGCACCAAAAUACGCCUCGGACGUGUCUUUUCGGAAGAAGAAGACGAAGAUGAAGAUGAACAAGAAGAGGAAGUCGUUGAUGAACCCCUUCAGACCCCUGAUCGACGCCCGGUUGCACCCCCUGGCACGCAAUUCGGUUCUCGCAUCUCGAUUAGCACCACAAAGGGCACCACCAGGCGCGUUAGCACGACCACAACUCGAAGGAGUACGACUACAACUACCACGACCUCUUCGACAAGUACAGAGGAAGAGGAGGAGGAAUCUGAAGAAGUUCAGGCUCCUAGGGCCUCGAGGCCGAGCCUGGCUACUGCUGCUCCGAAGGUGAGCACGACCGGAGCGGCGGUCAAGUCCGAGGAGUUGGAGACGGUCGAGGAGUCGGAGGAGGUCGAGGACGAGCCGAAGGUCGAGCUCAAGCAGUCCCUAGAGAAAUCGGAAGACAAGAAUUUUGCAGAGCUCCCAAAAUCUGUGACGAGCAUAAAGUCCGAGGAGGUCGAGGAGUCUGUAGAUGAGCCGGAGGAUGAGAAGAAGAGGGUUUUGAAGGAGGACGAGGUUCCGGAGCAUGAAAAGAGCAUCUUAAAGGGACGUGGAAGUCUCGAGAAAGCUGCAUCUGAGGAAAACCCCGUUCAAAAAGUGCAGGAAAUUCCGGAAAAAAUUUUAAAGGCCCUCGAAACCCUCAAAAAAUCCACAGAAACCCUUGAGGAAUCUGAGGAAUCGGGUAUGGAACCUGCCGAAGUCCUCGAAACUGACCCGAUGACUAUCGAAGAGCUGGCCGCAGCCACCCAUAAAGAGAGCACCACCCCAUUGAGCACGAGCACCACCCCCGUUAUUCUAGUCCCGAGCACCACACCUGCAGCUGUACGCAACGCUACCCUGCACGCGGUGCGCAUCCUCCCCAAAAAGCCCACCACCACCGCACCGCUCUUUAUCGAGCAGGGCGAGAGAGAGCACGAGAAGGAGAAGGAGCAAGAGAAUAAGAGCAGCACGGAGCAAAGGAUGCCUUCAGAAACGGUAGAUGUCGACCCUGAACAGCUGAAGAUGGAUGAGGAGGAUGGAGAUAUGGAUGAGAUCAAGCCCACGACCAGUUCCUCGUCGACGACCACCACGACUACCACUUCUCCCUCCACCACUACUACAACCACCACCACCCCGAGGCCCGUCCCAGUGCACCCAGAAGCUGCAGGCCGCGAGCCCGUUCCCCUGGCCCCGGUUGGCAUUGGCCGAUCGAUGGAGAGCUUGGAUCUGGAUAGAAUUGCGGAGCCAACCCUAUCCACCACCCAGCAGCCACCCCGCCCCGCCCCUGCCGCCAAGCCCGUUCAACAGCCACUCGUCAACCCGGUGAUCGUGUGCGCCCUCCCCCCGGAUGCUGGCCACUGCAAGGACUACGUCCCGAGAUGGUUCUUCAACGCGGAAUCCGGGCAGUGCGAGCAGUUCUCGUACGGAUCGUGCGGCGGCAAUGCCAACAAUUUCUUCGAUCGCGCAACCUGCGAAGUCGGCUGUAUCGCGAUGCAUCGGCCGAUGGGUGUUCUGAACAGGAUCCCGGAGCGCUGCGCCCACGAAAAGGAGCCCGGCUUUGGCGGCGGCUACAAUGUGUUGUGGUACUUCAACACGAAGAACCUGCGGUGCGAGCAGUUCAUCUACCAGGGAUCCGGCGGAAACCCCAAUCGAUUCGUCAGCAUUACCGCCUGCCAGCAUCAGUGCAGCUCCGAAGGACCCUUCGCCCAACCGCAGCCGCCCACCACACAAUCCACGCAAAGGCCCACCACCCAAAAUCCAUUGGAUUCGACGGAUGCCGUCACCGUACCAUUCGUCGCCACGCAGCCACCACAGCCCGUGCCCCAGGUACCGUAUUUUAAGGAUCAAUGGGACUGUAAUAUUCCACCGAAAAUGUCGAAGGAGGACAUGGAGAAGUUCGACAAAGAGUACAGCCACGAGGAGAUGGAGAAGGAGGAUGAGGAUGAGGACGAGGAGGAGGCCGAUGUCUCCGCUGACCAUCGAGCCCUUCUCGAGCCAAUCCCCGAUCAUGUCAAAUCCUUCGAAAAGAUCGAAGACGUCGAUCUGGUGCCCCCACCAUCAUCCCCAAUCGUUGGAGGCCUUCAGCACGAAACGCCCGGUGAAGUUGGUCAUCCUCCCGCUGUCCGCGGCGACAAGACCCUCAUCGCCCUCCAGCCCAACCAAAUCCCGGACAACUCGAACCCGCAGUACAAGGUCGAGCCUCUGCCAGUGGAAGGAACACCAUUGGGCCCGAACGCCAACCAGCCAAUCGUUGGCCCCAGCCCGCCCGAGUCGGUCAACUACCAAACCGGAGCCAAGCCGAAAGCCCACGGGAUCAACAGCUUCUCCGAGCUGAACGCCAUCGACAUCGACAAGUUCGACGUGCCGGAGGGGGCUGAAGGAUCAGAUGACACGGUAGAUGGAGGACAACUCGUACCCGCUUGCCCCAAUGGACUACAGGCACAUCGCUACGUGGAUGGCCGCCCAGUGCAAUGUCUGCCCGGCCGCAAUCAAUGCCCCGUCGAUUCGGUGUGCUAUUUCAACGGACUCGACUAUUUCUGCUGCCCUACCGUUGAGGAUCCCUAUGAUAAGCACAUCUUCGGCGGCUACGACGGCGAGGAGACGAAACAAGGAUACAAGCAGUUCGGUCCGCUCAAGAUUCGACGACUACGCGACGCUCCGAUGCGUGACAAGCGCUCUCUCCGCCAAAAGCGCCAGACGGCCUUCAGCAUGGACGACAUCGUGAUGCCGCUCCGAUUUGAUGCCGAGAAGCCCCGGCAAUUCGCCAGCGCCGCGGCCGUCAUGGGCACCUCGCAACGCCGCAGGAAACAACCAAGCAAAUGGUCCCCUCUCGACCGUGACGUCUCAAUUUGCAUCCAGCCCGUCCAGGUCGGCGACUGCCAUGCCCAGCAUUCUCGGUACUUCUACGAUCGCAACACCGACACUUGCCAACCGUUCUACUACUCUGGCUGCAAGGGAAAUGCCAACAAUUUCUUGAGCCUCGAUGAUUGCCAACGGCUCUGUGUCAUUGGACAGCGACGGCCAUCCGCCGCUACCUUAAUCGAGGAGGAAAAGCCAGUACCGGCCGGCCAAUGUCCCGGAGAGCAGCCACCACUUGGCGGAAAAUACCCAGUGCUGUGCGGCAACAAGAACGACUCGUUCGGCUGCCCAACCGGGUACUACUGCCGUGGUGGACCACCAGAUGUCUGCUGCCCCGGCCAGAACCCGGCUACCGUUAAAUUUGUGCCUACCGUGCUCGGUGCGAAGACUGACGUCCGCGCUUCGGUUGACGCUUCUGAAGAGGAAGAGGAGGUUGAAGAUGAGACCGUUACUGAGCAGCCAACUACCACUACAACUGCCGGCAAGAAAGCCUACCUCGAAGUCCCCGAAUUCAUUUGUCCGGAUGCGUCGGACCCUCUUUUCGGCCGUAAUGGUCGUCCCCUCCUCUGCGGUGCCGGCUUCGACGGAGUGAAGAUGUGCCCUCGCGGCUUCUACUGUGCCAUCGAUGCCGGUAGAGGAACGCGCCUCUGCUGCCCACUUCUCGGCUCGGCUUCUCGCAUCCCCAACGAACAGGUGGAUGCUCCAUACUUUGGCCGCCGUCAAGCUAACCCCGGAGAGGUUGUUGGCCGUGGCAGCCUUCCGGAAGACGCCAGCAGCUCAGCCGCCGCCAGCAAGGAAGAGGAGGCCGACUACACGGUGCCGGAAGUGACCGUCCAGGAGACGAGACUCGCCAGUGCUGCUGCUGUCCCCUCCCGCCCCACAAAGCCCGCGCCCCGUCAACCUGAGCCCGUCAACGAAGAGGGGGAAGCCGACGAGGACGAGUAUGAGGAUGAGGGAGCCGAGCAAGGAGACUUUGCCAAGCUGAAGAUGAAGCCCGAUCGCCCCGUCAACAAGGCACAGCAAAUCGCCAACUCCCCUGAAGUUGACGGCGUCCACAUCGAGAUUGAAUCGGAGACAGAUGUCGUUGACGCUGAAGCCCCAUCGGCCCUUCUCGGCUCAAAGGAACACCCCGAACACCGCGAUCUAUCCGAAUGCCAGCUCGCACCGUCCGUUGGCCGGAUAUGCCGCGAAGAUGAGCCGGCACCGCGCACCAACCUCCACUACUACUACUCGCCCAAGGACAAACGGUGCAAACUGUACUUCUACAAGGGCUGCGGCGGCAACGCGAAUCGAUUCGAGAAGAAGGCCCAAUGCGAGGAGGCGUGCGCUCGAGUC